This is a messenger RNA of Drosophila willistoni, 1089 nucleotides long. Its product is annotated as antigen 5 like allergen Cul n 1. The coding region runs from base 149 to 943 and encodes 264 amino acids. Lineage: Eukaryota; Metazoa; Arthropoda; Insecta; Diptera; Drosophilidae. The record is from RefSeq and is a predicted model, not a curated record. The transcript has 4 exons.
CUGAUAAGUUGCUGGUCAUUCGGACGGAAACAUUCAAUAAAGACGGCCACGCGCAGUUGAUCAGUUUCUUAUUUGAAAAGUUAGACAAUUGCUGGAGAAGUAUUCGAAACUUUUUGGAUUUUUUGCCAGUUUCAAUUUGAUUAUCGAAAUGUCAAAACUUGUGGCUUCAAUUGUCUGCGUGGCCAUUUGCCAUUUGUUAAACAUUCAAUUGACAUUUGCUAAAGAUUUGGGCUGGUGUGAUCCUAGUCUCUGUGAGAAAGGUGUGCGACAUGUUGCCUGUCGGAAUAAUGGUCAUUUUCAUAGACGUUGUCAGCCCGAUGCCUUUCAAGUGGAUAUAUCACAGCAAAGCAAAGCCUAUAUGUUACAUGCCCACAAUAAGAGGCGUAACUUUUUGGCUCUCGGUAAAGUGCCAGGAUAUUAUCCAGCUGCUCGUAUGGCCACCAUGGUCUGGGACGAUGAACUGGAAUAUCUAUCCAGGCUGAAUACACGCACUUGUGUUCUCGAUCACGAUGAUUGCCAUAAUACAUAUCGUUUUGCAACAUCGGGACAAAAUUUGUGUGCCGUGUGGAGAGAUCGUAAUCCGCAUACGAAUGUAACCAGUUUGGUUGAUGAAGUUUUGGGCUUGUGGUUCAAUGAAUAUCCCCUGAUUGAUAGCUCAUUCAUUGACAGAUUUCGUGUGACGCCCAUUUUCGAGGAUUAUGGUCAUUUUGCUGAAAUGGCUGUGGAUAAGAAUUAUGCUGUUGGUUGUUCUAUAAUGCGUUUCACACGUCCUGAUUAUCCUUCGGUUUAUAUAUUCAAUUUUGUUUGCAAUUAUGCUUCGAUUUAUGCCUUAGAUGCUAUUGUCUAUGAAAAAGGAUAUCCCACUUCACGUUGCCAUACAGGACGUAAUCCAUUCUAUCCGGGUCUCUGCUCAACGCGUGAGGAAUACGAUCCAAAUUGGUGAUCAUCUUCAUCAUUAUCAUCAUCAUCUUCCUCAUAAUUAUCAUUAAUAUUAUUUACAUUCAGGUUGAACUGCCAAGUAUUCGCUGUUGAUUUUAGUUGUAGUUCUUUAUAUGUAUAUACUUUUUUUUUUAAUAAUACAUAAUAAUA